Messenger RNA from Mycena indigotica, 2098 nucleotides. RefSeq names its product FAD-binding-3 domain-containing protein. The record is from RefSeq and is a predicted model, not a curated record. Bases 245 to 2098 code for a protein of 617 amino acids. The transcript has 8 exons. NCBI's taxonomy places the organism in Eukaryota, Fungi, Basidiomycota, Agaricomycetes, Agaricales, Mycenaceae.
AUGGAGAAAAUCGACCACGGUCUGCACUGGGGCAUUGAUUGUUGUCGAGUAGGAGGCUUCGUAGUCGACGAAAAACAUGGGACAAGAAAUGGGGCCUAUGUAAAAGAAGUUUUUCACGGCAAUCACGCAAAUCCUUUCACAAACAGUCAGGGUCCUCACGUGACAUCGGUCCCUUCGUUCAGGGCCACAACCACGUCUUGGAUUAGACAUCAUAUGGCACGCACCAAGCAAACGGAGCGAAAAAAUGCCUCACCACGACGGACAGCUUGUUCAAUCUAAAGAGCAUCUCGAGGCACUCAUAAAGAGCGACUUUGCAUUCGACGGCACUUUUGCGUUUUCGAUCAAGUAUCCAUUAGGCGACGCGCCAAAUCCAUACCUGACGGUUGAUGAUGUGGGCUCGGUCGGUAUCCCGCUCGGCGAGCGUGAUGCACACGCAUUUUCCUUUUCUGACAAGAACUUGUGUGAAGUCGCACCUGACAAGAUCUCGUUUGGUAGCCCCCAGUGGGAUGCCUGGGUCCAAGGUACCAUCGCACGACUCGUGACGGAAAAUUUCGCUCUCUCUGGAUCCUGUUCUCUAUCGUUUCAGAAGCUGGUCGUUAGUAAACGUGGCUGCGAGGCACCCAUAGCUUCGAAAGAGUUUUCUGCCGUCGGAUAUGUGAUCUUUUUCCUACCCAGUAAUUUUGAGGGCAGUCAACUCGCUGUCCAGUCCAACGUUGACGUGGACGGCUUUCAGAAGAACUUCGACGUUGCAACAGAUAGUAGCAAAUCUACUACCAUCGUCGCUUGGUAUGCUGGCUGCCAGCUUGAUUCCGGGUCCGUCAGGGACGGUCAUCGCGUUGCUCUUGUCUACAACAUUGUCCCGACCAUCGACUCCCCUUCCUUUGGUUUACCCGACAUGUCCGAACCGGUCAAGAAGCUGCAUCACGUCUUGCAGACCUGGAAAGAAUCUACGUUGUCCCUGAAACAGGCCGAUUCGAUGGUGACGCCGCCUCCACCGACACAUCUCGCCUGUGUGCUGCGUAGAACAUACCAACACGGCCCAGCCUUCAGCUCUAUGUCUCUCAAGGGAGCGGAUAAACUUCUUUCGCGAGAGCUCAGUUCAGUGGCCCGCCAACUCGGAUUCAGGCUCUAUAUGGCCCACGUGGAAGGAAAGGUCCAUCUCUCAUGCCACAUUCGGGGAUAUGACCCGUACGAUGAUGACUAUGAAGAGGAGUUUGAUGAGAGUGAAUUUGACCAGGAGGGAAGCGACGAUGACGGCGAAAACCUCCUGGUAAUCAAGCAAGUUGUUGACAUGGGCGGGAUGCCAGUCGACGUCGAUGAGCUGACGAUGAAAGAGUACAACGAACAGGAUUAUAUUUGUGGACCAGUCAUCGAUUUUACGAGAACACCUGACAACAUUGAAUUCGAAAGAGACGAGAGAUCUUCCGCACAUCGCAUAAAAACCUGGAAACGCACUGUCAUUUUAAUCUUGUUGGAUGACAGUGAGCUGGGCCGGAGCGUUGUUCCCGGGGACAUGUAUGAUUAUGCUGCGCACUUCUUCAACACCUUGACAACCACGAGUCCGACGCCACGAGAAAAAAUUGUCGCUGAGGCUCUGAUAUCCCGCAUCAGCGCAUUCAAGCACCCCGUUGAGAAGAAGCAUGCGGAAGACAAUAUCUGGUUCUACGCCACACAAGAGCAGCGGACCAAAGCAAAAAAGAAAGAGGCCUCAAGGAUACCUGUUGCCGUGACUCUACUGUGUCAAUGCGCGGAACGGUGGAAAGACCUUGAAUUGUUCUUUCGCGUGCUGGCUGUAUCGGAAGCAGAGCAGAACAUAUCCAUUGUUGGUAUUGACGGUAUGGCCUCCGCUUGUGGCACGUUUGGAUGGGAUGUCUUGAAGGACUUCUGCAGCAAAGCAAUCCAAACUGACCCUUCGCUUAGACGCAAACAUGCCCUUGUUGACCGCUUGACCGUAUUUGCCCUGGAACAUGAUAUCCUCGAUCUGGCUCAAUGGUGCGCCGAACAGAAAGCUCUAUUGCCAGCCGUAGCCGAGGUGACUGGGAAAAAAAGGCCUUCGACAGAACAUAAGACUAUUCCAGCUAAGAAAAGGAAAGCUUAA